Leptomonas pyrrhocoris is the source of this 1190-nucleotide messenger RNA. RefSeq lists its product as hypothetical. The record is from RefSeq and is a predicted model, not a curated record. The transcript has a single exon. Gene Ontology annotation, molecular function: mRNA binding. Gene Ontology annotation, cellular component: mRNA cleavage and polyadenylation specificity factor complex. NCBI's taxonomy places the organism in Eukaryota, Euglenozoa, Kinetoplastea, Trypanosomatida, Trypanosomatidae. The coding region runs from base 21 to 1190 and encodes 389 amino acids.
GCUACGUAAAGCAGACGGAAAUGGACGACCGCAAGGAGGUCGCGGCGAGCGUCUUUUUCACUGGCGUUUCCCUCACCAUCGAGCCUGACAAGCUGCGCCAGCACUUCGAGUCGGUCGGCCAUGUCGUGAGCUUCACCACCUACGGCCCCGCCCCGGGGAAGGACUUUCGGUACGGCAUUGCCGGCUACAUGGACCCGCAGACGGCCGAGGAGGCCAUCCGACGACUCAGCGGUACCACCUUUGGCGAGCGCGCCAUGCGAGUCACGGCGGCACGCAGCACCACCUUGCACGCACCCGUUCGCGCGGGACCUGGUGGGGGUGGCAGCGGACCUGCUGGGCGACCGCCGUUCCGCAAACGGGAGCGAGAGGGCUACGUACCGGAGCAACAGCAGCAGCAGCAUGGGGGACCACCGUACCACCAGCAGCACUACUCAGCGCCGUCGCAGUUUCCCUUCUACGGUCGCGGUCGGGGCCGCGGGGCGGGCGGCCCUCCAGGGCGUGCUCCGAUGAUGCCUCGACUGCCGGUGCCGCCAUCGCAGCCGAGUGUGGACAAGGACGGACGGGAGCUGAUGCAGCUGCCACGCGGCUUCGUGGACCCCAUCCUGUCCCGCGACGGGUCGCUCGUGCUCAACGUCCUUCGCGGGAUGGCCACCGAAGAAGCCUACGCGGCGGUCGAGCAGCUGCGCGUGUUGGCGCUGGAGCGCCCUGAUGAGGCGAGGCUGCUGUUGCAGAACAAUCCUGCGCUCAAGUCGGCGGUGGUGAUCACUCUACAGCACGCAGGCCGGCUGUCGCACGGGCCGCUCCCGGCGGAGGCCUACCGUGCAACGAAACCGGCAGAAAAGGACGCGGAGAAGAAAGCUGAGGAGGAGCGGCGGGCGGCAGUGACGCGUAGUGGCAAUGGAGACGGUGGCGGUGACGGCAAACUGAGUCCCGGCCCUGUGGCAGCUGGUGCUUCUGCGCCACUGGCGCAACCCACGGCCAAGGUCGUUCCGGCUGCCCCGGAACCGGCCCCCAUGACCGAGCAGGAGCGCGAUGAGGUGCUGGAGUUAAUUCAGAACAUGAGCGAGGAAGAUGUGGAUCGCGUACUGACGAUGUCGGCCAGAGACCUGGCGCAGGUGCCCGAUGUGGCGCAGCGCAAGCAACUCGAGAUCUUGCAGCGACGCUUGAUAGAGAUGUCACGGGACUUGUGA